GGCGGCGGCAGUGACGCGGGGUUUGGGCCGCGGGGAAUGAAGCAGCCGCGGUGGGCCAUCGGCGGAGCCGUGUAGCAGAGAAGCGGCUCCGCGUCCCUCCUUCCCUUGACCGAGCCGGGAGCGCGCGCGCGCGGCCGUCCGGCGCGGGCUCCCCACCCCUCGACUCCCGCGACCCGCACCGCACCCCCACCUGGGCCGGAGGAUGAUGAAGCUCAAGUCGAACCAGACUCGCACCUAUGACGGCGACGGCUACAAGAAGCGGGCCGCGUGCCUGUGUUUUCGCAGUGAGAGCGAAGAGGAGGUGCUACUCGUGAGCAGUAGUCGCCAUCCAGACCGAUGGAUUGUCCCUGGAGGAGGCAUGGAGCCUGAGGAGGAGCCGAGUGUGGCAGCGGUCCGUGAAGUCUGUGAAGAGGCUGGAGUAAAAGGGACAUUAGGAAGAUUAGUUGGAAUUUUUGAGAACCAGGAAAGGAAGCACAGAACAUACGUGUAUGUGCUCAUUGUCACAGAAGUGCUGGAAGACUGGGAAGACUCAGUUAACAUUGGAAGGAAGAGGGAAUGGUUUAAAAUAGAAGAUGCCAUAAAAGUGCUGCAAUAUCACAAACCUGUGCAGGCGUCGUAUUUUGAAACAUUAAGGCAGGGCUACUCGGCCAACAAUGGCACCCCGGUAGUGGCCACGACAUACUCGGUUUCUGCUCAGAGCUCAAUGUCAGGCAUCAGAUGACUGAAGACUUCUGUAAGAGAAAUGGGAAUUGGAAACUAGACUGAAUGCAGAUCUUCCCUCUCACCCUUGCUCUUUUCACCUUCCUCACAGGCUUCCUCUUUCAAACAUGGCAUGGUGGGCACAGAGAAGGGUUUAUUGAUAAUGUUGCUGUUGGGUAUUAAGUGAUGGGGCUUUUUUCUUCUCUUUUUAUUGAGGGGCUGGGGGUUAGGAAUGUAAUUUGUAAAGUACUUUUUGUGCAUGAUCUCUCCCUCCCUUUUCACACUCCUACAAUUCUCUGAAGAGAGGCAAACAGCCUCUCUCUGCCUUGAAUUCUGAAGUGUUCCUAUUUGUCUCUUCCCAACCCCAGCCAGACAUUUUUCUUUGAUUUUUAAUUUUUUUUUUUAUUAAAACAUACCAGUGUGAGACAGAACUUCAAAAUUUGUUCUAUAAUGUGCUGUUCAGUCCAGUAGGUUGGUCACUUUCGCUGCAGGAUUCAUUUAUCUACACAUUAUAUACUGGACAUAUAAUAUGUAAAUAAAUGGCUUUUAGAAAGAGGAAUUAUACUGUUUAAUUUUUCAGGGUUUUUUUGUCUCUUAAUUUGGGGCAUUUCUGAAAUGGAGAGCCUCGCAAUUAAUUUACUUUUUUAUUUUUUAACAUUAUAUGAUGCUAAUAGCUUGGCAAGUUUCCUGACCUCUUUUUAUUCCCAGGUCAUUGACUAUAGUGAUGUAGGGAGAGGGAAGAGUUUAGCUACCUUCAUAGCACUCCCAGGACUCAUAGCCUUCUCUUUUCCAAGCUGUGUUUCCACGCCAAGAAGGAGACAGGAAGAAACCUAUUUUCUUUUAUAUUACCGAGCCAGAAACAAAUGGCCUCAACCCAGAUCCGGAGAAACAAUGAUAGAAAUUGAAUUCUGCGCUAAAUGUUGACAAUAGAGAUUUGAACUGGAUUCUUGGGAUUACUGUCUGAAGAACUGGAGCAUCGAGCACCAUUUCUAUCCUGCUGGUUUGGAAUUUUUUUCCAUAAUGCUAUGUAUUGUUGACAGUGGCCUCUCUUCUUGUCCAUAUAUGCCUUACACCAUGCUGAACUGUUUUGUCCAUGUUCUAAAGCAUAUGGUUGUACUUUCUGAGUACAGCUGUGCAACCCUGUCCCUGCAUUGGGUAACCAUGUUAAGUUCCUAAAAAGUGCACGAGGGG
Molecule: messenger RNA, 1890 nt
Organism: Choloepus didactylus (southern two-toed sloth)
Lineage: Eukaryota; Metazoa; Chordata; Mammalia; Pilosa; Megalonychidae
Product: diphosphoinositol polyphosphate phosphohydrolase 1
Exons: 1
Coding region: 203-721 (172 amino acids)
Biological process (GO): diadenosine pentaphosphate catabolic process; diadenosine hexaphosphate catabolic process; diphosphoinositol polyphosphate metabolic process
Cellular component (GO): cytoplasm; nucleus
Molecular function (GO): bis(5'-adenosyl)-hexaphosphatase activity; diphosphoinositol-polyphosphate diphosphatase activity; bis(5'-adenosyl)-pentaphosphatase activity
Source: RefSeq, a predicted model, not a curated record